GUUUUUUAACUGCUCUAGGUCGUUUGUCAAUUUGCUGCACGUUAGUAGUAUCGCAGGAUUGAGGGGAAAAACUGCAGUAGGUUUCUUGUCUACCAUGUUCUGGAAAGCUUCCUAAUAUAAAUUAUUGCUGAUCAAAUAUGAAGGAGUUUUCCUCAGUUGCCAUUCAUUUCUCUUGGAUGCUACAAUUCCUUGCAACUUCAUUGUUAUACGCUUCGAUUAUUAUACCUUCGGUAUUAUUACAUACCUACUUUAAGAAGAGGUAUCAACUACACUUAUCUAAUGGUACUACUGAUUCUUGUUCUGCAAAAAUGGUAUACAUUUGUUUUGUAUCCGAUGUUGAUACUUCAGAAAAUGUUAAAAAAGUUCCACAGAUUGAUUUACCGAUCCCAGUUGUCAUGUCUCCAACUCGACUUGCAUCGCAGUCACGACUGGCUGAACUUAUAAAAUCUAUAAAAUCUUAUCUUGGUUUUGACCGCGACGCAUCAUUAAGAACUUCACAACAAUAUUAUACAUUAUUGGGGUUUUGUUUUCUUGGAUUACAGUCUUCUUAUUUAUUAUGGGGAGUUUUACAAGAACGAAUUAUGACUAAGAUGUAUGAUAAUGAGAAGUUUGAAAAAUCACAAUAUUUAGUCUUUUGUAAUCGUGUAACAGCAUUACUUAUCCUAAUACCUUUACACUUUUUAAAUGUUGGAUUUAUUGUUAACCCUUGGCAAAAAAAACAGAAAGCACCCUUUGUUGAGUUCGCAUUUGCUUCUGUUAGCAAUGUAAUUAGUAGCUGGUGUCAAUAUGAAGCGCUGAUCUACAUUUCCUUUCCUAGUCAAGUUAUUCUCAAAGCAUGCAAAGUUUUACCGGUUAUGUUUAUGGGGAAGUUUAUUCAGAAGAGAGUAUACAGUGGACGAGAAUAUUUUACGGCCGCUAUUAUCUGUCUAGGUAUGAUUUUGUUUUUUUAUGCUGAUCCUGAAAAACAUUAUCUUUCAAACGGAGAAACAAAUGCUCGAUUUUUAACAUCUCUCAGUGGAUAUAUCUUGAUUUGUGGUUAUAUUAGUUGCGAUUCUUUUACGUCUAAUUGGCAAGACUAUCUUUUUCAAUCCUACAAACUUACUUCAUUACAGGUGAUGGCAGGUGUGAAUAUUGGUCAGUAUUACUUACUCUAUCAUCAUUAAUUAUCCAUGGUGAACUCAUUUCUUCGAUACAAUUUGGAUUAAAACAUUUUGAAUUUAAUUUUGAUGUUCUUCUGUCAUCAAUGUGUUCAGCAUUUGGUCAGUUGUUUAUCUUUCUUACCAUAUCACAAUUCGGUCCAGCUUCAUUUGUAUUAAUCAUGACAUUGAGACUUGGUUUGUCAAUGAUACUUUCAUGUAUUAUAUUUUCACAUAAACUACACCCUAUAGCUAUUCUGGGUAUAUUUGUAGUUUUCUUUGGUUUAUUGUUAAGAAUCUAUGCACGUCAGAAAAAGUCUAACCAAUUGAAAACUAACGAUGACAGUAAUUGUGUAACGGUACCUAUUAGAUAGUAUAGGUUCAUACAAGAGGAUUUGGUGUUUCUUCCUUUCUGUUUCACGGUUGCUUUUUUCCACCCAGAAGCAUCCAUUAUUUUCUUACACAUUAGAUAUCUUUAUAUAUUAUUCUUACUGAUUUAAUUCCUUUAGAUACUCGAAUAUUUUGUUGAUCAUCUUCAUUAUGCAAAUGGUUUUUUAAACAAUCAGCGUUAUCGUUUGAUAAUAUUUACUUUGUAUCUGUGAUACACUAGGUGAUAGUCUUAUUAUUAUGCGUUCACAUAGAAAUGCAAGUGAGAUCUGAUACUUUCUUUCUCUUAUGAAUACACUCCCUAUUCUGUGGUGUAUGUUUCUUUUCAUAAGAAUUAUUUUUUAUAAUUUACACAAUACACAUACUAUAUUGGAUUUCUAA
Heterobilharzia americana is the source of this 1904-nucleotide messenger RNA. Lineage: Eukaryota; Metazoa; Platyhelminthes; Trematoda; Strigeidida; Schistosomatidae. The record is from the annotation of a GenBank genome assembly.